AUGAACAUAAAGAAUACAAGUGACAUUUGGUUCGAUCCGGAAUCGAGAUUUAUACAAACUUGGAUGGUAUUUCGUGUCAUUGUUGCAGUGAUUUCAAUUGUUUCUGCGUCAUUACAAGGAGCAGUUGGUGCUUGUUUAAGACAUCCUUUGAUUAUAAUAGGCCAUGUUUGCGAUUGUAUUGGCUAUGCGGAUAUUUUUAUUAAAUUAUUUCUAGCUUUUUAUAAUCAAAAGGGCUUAUUAAUUACCGAUCCGAAAGAACGUUGUAGGCAUUACUUGAGUAGGGGAUUCUUUCUUGACGUUGUUGGCUGUGUGCCUGUCAAAACAUACCUUUCAACAAAUAAUGGGCAAAAUGAGGCGGUUUUAAUGAAUACAGUAUCGAAGUUUGCCCAUUUUUACAUUAUCAUGGGCUAUUUUAACUAUUUGUCGGACUUGCCUAAUAGGAACUUCACGUUUUACAUGAUUUUAAAGAUGCAAAUAAUGACAGUACUGGUGAUACUUGGUGUCAGUAAUUACUUCGUAAGUAGAUGUAUAUAUUUCGAAUGGGAUGAUACAGGAUAUAUUUUGAAUAUGACUCGUCGCGAUCACUGUUGGCUCCCUAACUAUCUCUCCUUGGACGAGUAUCCAAGUAUGCAUCAGUUAAGAAUCGUGUGUGCGCAGAGCUUUAAUCUGGCACAGAGUGGUCUCAUGAGAUUUAACCUUGGAAAGUUUCAUAUAGACCGUGAAUAUCUCGGUGUUGGAAUUACUUUAUGUAUUCUUGGAAUAAUGUUCUGGUAUGUAAUGUGUUAUUCACUUACAUUAUUGGUGUUAAACUUUCGUGGUAAUACAAUUUUUCAACAUGGAGUGAGUCAGUUGAGAAGAUUCUUGCAGGCAGAGCGUGUGGACAAGAAGUUAAUCGAAAAAGCCAUAACACACUUUCGAUAUUGGUGGUUUAGAACAAAAGGAAUGAAUAUGCAAAGUCUUAUGAAUGAACGCAUUGGUGUUGUUUUUAGACAAGAUCUGAACUAUUAUUUUUUUAAAAGAACAAUUGAAGCUACCGACACAUUGCUGCAUGGCGGCGAGAGUCUUCAAAGACAACUUGUGAGCGCAGCAGCUCAGUGGUUCUUCCUACCUGGAGAAAUAAUAGUGCGGGAGAUGGAUUUGAGUCCCUGGAUAUACAUAGUGCACAGAGGAAGUAUUCUUAUAAAGCAGAAUGAUGAAGAAUUGGCCAAGUUAACCAAGGGAUCCAUAUUUGGUCAAUUGGAUGGAAUUAAACCAAGGCCCGUUCGCAUAACAGCGUAUGCUGAUGGCUACGCUGACCUGUUGCAAAUCUCUAUAAAGGAUUUCCAGGAUGUUGUUGAAGAUGAGACAAGGGAUCGAAUGAAACACAACCCUUUGACGAAACACGAUUUCAUGGCUUUGAAGAAUCCAGUACCAGAAAAUCCUUACAAUACUCUGCCAUUCAUACUCCGCGGUCGCAAAACAAUAAAAAUGCCGUGGAUGAAUACUCCUAUUCGAGCAAAAGCAGGAACAUGGUACGCACGCUGGCUCUACAUGUACGAAUACGAACUUAAUAUAUAUUGGGUUUUAUUUAUCCUGGAUUUACUUCACAUAGCGUAUUUAAUUACUGAAUUUUAUACGUUUGAACUACUUAUCCAAAACGAUAAAUGCGUUGAGCGAAUCCAAAAAUGGCAUAUGUUUAAACACUGGGGAUAUUACCUGGAUAUUCUGUCGUUAAUCACACCUAUUUUAACCCAUUUAACUGGACAGUGGAACUACCGCCUUGCAAGAUUAUUGAGACUUAGAUUAUUUUAUUACUACCAUCAUCAUUUCUGUAAAGGAUUUAAGAGUCAAAUAGCGCCAGUUUUAUUAAAGUUUGUGAUCGUUUUUUUAACCAUUCACGGCAUGACUUGUGGCUGGAUAUACGUGGCUUGUCAACAUGAAAAGUUUCCCCUCCGCAUAGAGAAACUUCCUUCAUACAUAAAUUCAACCAUAGAUUAUGAUGAAUGGGUUAAUCCACAGGACAGAAAAGGAGGUUGUCCACGUCUCACGAAGAACUUUCUUGUCGAUGGUAAACUGAAAUUUGGGUUGAUUGUGCCUAAAAGUUGGAUGGCUGACUACAUCGUAGCGAUAACGUACAUUCUUGUGAUUUAUACACAUACGGAAAUCGAUCUUGUGGUACCAUUAACACUGAAUGAAACAUAUUACAAAAUCUUCUUAUACUUUAUAAUUCACCCGAUGGAAAUUUGGAUACUGAGCUGUGCGAUAAGUGCUGUGUUCACGAAAUUACGAGAGCUGUACACCUAUGACUAUAAUGUGCAAAGUUUAAUAUUGUAUCUGGAACAUAACGGAUUAUGUCCAGUACUACUUGACUCCGUGAAGAAGUACACCAAGCAGUUAUGGCAAAGACAGAGAGGUAAUUGGCUACCGGAAUUAGCGCAUCACGCGCCGCAGUGUCUUCGAGAAGACAUGUUAAGCGCCCUCUACAUGCAUCACCUCGAAGCUCCGCCCCUGUUCCGUGACCUACCUGAAUAUUUCCGACGGCAGCUCGUUACAAAGCUACAGAGAGUGGUUAUAUUUCCUGGAAAAUUCAUUGUUAAAGAAGGUGAUAUAUUUUCCUGCAUGUACUUCAUCCACGAGGGAGAGGUUGAGAAAUGGUACACCGAUAAGAGUGGUGAAAAGAAAAUGCUUUCAUUAUUAUCAACGAAUGGAUACUUUGGAUUGAUACCCGGACUUUUUCCUAACACGCCGUUCCAGUUUUCUUAUUUAACGCGAACGGUGGUCGACUUCGUGUUUCUUAGGCAUAGAGAUUGGCAAGACCUACUGCAGGGAUACCCCAAAAUAAAGUAUGAUCUGUACACAGCCGCGAAGCAGUUGAAGAAGGAUUUACAGAAAACAAUGAUUUAG
Pieris brassicae (large cabbage white) is the source of this 2883-nucleotide messenger RNA. RefSeq lists its product as uncharacterized. Lineage: Eukaryota; Metazoa; Arthropoda; Insecta; Lepidoptera; Pieridae. Gene Ontology annotation, molecular function: voltage-gated potassium channel activity; protein-containing complex binding. The transcript is spliced from 22 exons. Bases 1 to 2883 code for a protein of 960 amino acids. The record is from RefSeq and is a predicted model, not a curated record.